AUGUCGGACCACAGCAACGAGGUUAUGGUCAUCAGCGACGAUGACGGCUCCAGCAAGGACGAAUCCGUCAACGGCGCCGGCGCCGCGGAAGGUUCCUCCAUCCAUCCCGUCCCCGAGCUAGCCGUCGGGGAGGAUCAUCCCGCCCCCGAGCUAGAGGGGGCCGUCAAGAUUCAUCCCGUCCCCGAGGAGAUAGAAGUGAUCGAGAUCGACUCCGACAACUCCAACUCCAACUCCAACUCCAGCUCCGUCCAGAUUGUUCAUCCCGUCCCGCCGAUAGUGUUCCAGCUUCAUUUCGUCCCGCAGAUAGGGUACCAGCUUCAUCCCGUCCCGCAGAUAGGGGUGGAGGCGCCUCAUCCCGUCCCGGAUCAGGAGAUAGAACUGAUCAUCAUCGUCGACUCCGACUCCGACAACGAACACGGCCACGGGCAGCACAACGUCGUAGCCAAUAACAACGUCGUCGUGGAGGAGCUCCCCGCGCUGCCGGCGUCGCCCGCGGCGGUGGAGGCCUUGCCGGAGGCGCCGGUGAACGAAGACAAGGCCUUGAGCGCCUGCGCGGUCUGCAGGGAGGUCUUCGCGGCGGGGGAGCUCGCCGUGUGGCUCCCCUGCAACCAUUACUUCCACGGGGACUGCAUCAGGCCCUGGCUAGCAAUCAGGGAUACUUGCCCUGUGUGCCGGGGCCAACUGCCAAGGAAUGAUGCUGCUGCAGGCGGGGCUGAUGAUCAGGGUGCAGCACCUCAGGCCUAG
Molecule: messenger RNA, 744 nt
Organism: Brachypodium distachyon (stiff brome)
Lineage: Eukaryota; Viridiplantae; Streptophyta; Magnoliopsida; Poales; Poaceae
Product: E3 ubiquitin-protein ligase RNF38
Exons: 1
Coding region: 1-744 (247 amino acids)
Biological process (GO): protein ubiquitination
Cellular component (GO): cytoplasm
Molecular function (GO): ubiquitin protein ligase activity
Source: RefSeq, a predicted model, not a curated record